Messenger RNA from Pleurotus ostreatus (oyster mushroom), 1695 nucleotides. RefSeq lists its product as uncharacterized. Gene Ontology annotation, molecular function: N,N-dimethylaniline monooxygenase activity; NADP binding; flavin adenine dinucleotide binding. The coding region runs from base 1 to 1695 and encodes 564 amino acids. The record is from RefSeq and is a predicted model, not a curated record. The transcript has 8 exons. Lineage: Eukaryota; Fungi; Basidiomycota; Agaricomycetes; Agaricales; Pleurotaceae.
AUGGCAGACCCCCGCUCAGGUGCUGUAGGAAUUAUUGGUGCUGGUGCGGCUGGUUUGAUCACUGGCUACACCCUACUGCAGGAUGGAUUCGAAGACAUCCAGCUGCUCACGCGCGACACAACACCUGGAGGUAUCUGGGCAGAAGAGCGCGUCUACCCUGGGUUAACAAUUAACAAUGUAUAUGGAGAAUUUCGAUUCUCACCGCUACCCAUGCCCGAGACUGGUGGCCGGCUCACUGGAGAGGACAUGCGGUCAUAUAUGUCUGCAUUUGCCAACGAGUUCCUCAAAGGCCGUAUUCGUUACAACACCGAGGUCCUUGAAAUCAGACGACACGAUUCUGGUGAUGGCUGGCUCGUUGAGAUCGAGGAUACGCGCUCGCGGAUACGUCAAGUAUUGAGGUAUGCGAAGAUAGUACUUUGCACCGGAGGCUGCAGUAGUCCGUUGAUACCCGAUGAAGUCUCUCCGGCAGCCGCGAAAGUGUCCGAAUUCAACGGUCCCGUAAUUCACUCCUCUCAGUUUCGCUCGCAGAUGGACGACCUACUGUCAAUCGUGAAGCCGAUUGAUGCCAAUGCGCCUGAUUCAGUGGGGCGGAUCGUAAUUGUUGGCGGAGGCAAGUCUGCGCAGGACAUUGCAGCCUAUCUCACGAACGAAAACCGCAAGGUAUCUGUCGUAUUUGAACGAGCAGACGCCGUCCUGGGUGUUACCUCCCCCUUGCCUGAUUUCAUUAGAAGGAGCCGAUUCCUGGGGAUCAUGUCUCCGCACAGUGAAUUGAGAACACGAUUAGAACGUUUCUUGCAUACGACUUGGCUUGGGAGUAAGAUCGUCCAUUUUGUAUGGAACACGAUAGCAUCAACUUCCUUCGAUGCCCUCAAGAUCCCGAAAGACUCUCCCCUUCGAAAUGCCCACUCUCUCUUCUGGGGAAUCCGCACAAAUGACGAGGGAGUUUUGAGGCCGAAUGGUUUCCACAGUCUCGUUGCGGACGGCAAGAUCGAUCUCGUCGCCCCAGUCCGGGUUACAGGGUACGGAGAGGACGGCAAGUCUAUCAAGCUAAGCGACGGGCGAACUCUGGACGCUGCCGCCGUAAUAUUAGGCACUGGGUUCACGUCUUCCUGGAAAGGGUUGUUCACGGAGCAGACUGCCGAUGAACUAGGCUUGAGCCGACAUGCACCUGCCGAUGUCCAGACAAAUCAGUGGGACAAUUAUCAGUCCCUCCGUGAUCCUCCGAGCUUCCUGGCGACCUCGAAGCAGCAGCAAUGGGCUUCCUCUAUCUACCGCGGCCUCGUACCUUACAAGAACAUAAACAAACGUGAUUUCGCUAUCAACGGCGCCAUCUUCACGACGAAUAACGGAUAUGCAUUCGAGACGUUCUCGCAUUGGAUCUCGGCGUAUUUCCUCGGCGAUAAAAUGCGGUUACCAGCAACACCGGAGGAAGCGUUCGCCGCCACUGAAAGGAAUGCUGAGUGGCUGAGAAAGCGCUUCCCGGGCAUGCUGCUGUGGACGAACGAGAGCUAUAGCAGCAAUCUUGCCUUCUUCACGUGGCCACAAAUCGUGGACGAGAUUUUGGAGGAUUUGGAACUGCCUAGCUUGAGAAGCGGCGGGAACUGGCUCACUUGGCCAUUCAGGGUGAUUGAUUUGACGGAGAUUGCGACGCUUCGAGAAGAACGAGAUGCCAAACGCCUUCAACGAAGUAGUUAG